AAUCUUUGAAAUUCGGUAGUUUUGAAGAGAGAAAAUGGCGAUUGCGGCGGCUCAAAUAAAGGGCAGCGGCUGGCCAAGAAGAGCAAGCCAAAAUGCUCAGUUUGAUUCCAAAUUCGUUGGAAAUCAGUCGGUGACUAUAAAUAGGACAAUAAAUUUGUACCCGCUCACCAACUACACGUUCGGCACGAAGGAGCCGCUGUUCGAGAAGGACCCGUCGGUGCCGGCCCGCUUCCAGCGCAUGCGGGAUGAGUUUGAGAAGAUCGGGAUGCGGCGCAGCGUGGAGGGCGUGCUGCUGGUGCACGAGCACGGCCUGCCCCACGUCCUGCUGCUGCAGCUCGGCACCACCUUCUUCAAGCUGCCCGGCGGGGAGCUGAACCCAGGGGAGGACGAGGUGGACGGCCUCAAGAGACUCCUGACCGAGACGCUCGGCAGGCAAGACGGAGUGAAACAGGAUUGGAUAAUUGAGGACACGAUAGGUAACUGGUGGAGACCGAACUUUGAACCUCCGCAAUACCCCUACGUGCCGCCACACAUCACCAAGCCUAAGGAACACAAGAGGCUGUUUCUAGUCCAGCUGGCGGAGAAGGCUCUGUUCGCCGUGCCCAAGAACUACAAGCUAGUCGCCGCUCCGCUCUUCGAGCUGUACGACAACGCCCAGGGCUACGGGCCGAUCAUAUCGUCGCUGCCGCAGGCGCUGUGCAGAUUCAACUUCAUCUACAUGUGAGGGGUCCAGUCCGCACGAGGCGAAGAUGGCCGACACUACAAUGAUGAUUCCACUGGUGAAAAUAAUAAGUGUUCAUUGUUUUAUUGAGAACUUUCACGUUUGACUUGAAACAAUUUUUUUCUAAGAAAAAAAGGACAGUUUUAUCUCACAGUGCAGCAUAGGUUGGUAGUCUUGUGUUCCGGGAUGGAUCAUUUUCAGUGUCACGUGUUGCCAAAAUGCAAUCAAUGUGUCUGUUUGUGUUCGUGUGGAGGUGGAUAAUCCUCCGUCGCUGCGUUGGUCGUCGUGACUACAGUUGUGUUAUUGACACUUUUUUACUGUGUGUUUGCUUCCUACACAAUAAAUUUUAAAAUUAAUUAGAUAAUUGCUGUAGUGUGUUGCAAACGUGUUCCAACCACUUGUUCUGUAGCUAGAAGUAGUGACCGCAUAUUGCAACUGUACACUCGCCUCAGUACCGGGCGUCUGCUACGGCCACGGUGGAGACACAACUUUGGUAUUUUAAUUUUGGUCUCGAGUGAACAUUAUUUUCCUACAAGUACAUAUUCAUGUGAUUUACAAAUUAUAUAAUGAAAUAGAAUAAAAUAAAUAUUAGUUUUUACAUCA
Molecule: messenger RNA, 1324 nt
Organism: Bacillus rossius redtenbacheri
Lineage: Eukaryota; Metazoa; Arthropoda; Insecta; Phasmatodea; Bacillidae
Gene: Cpsf5
Product: cleavage and polyadenylation specificity factor subunit 5
Exons: 6
Coding region: 35-724 (229 amino acids)
Cellular component (GO): mRNA cleavage factor complex
Molecular function (GO): mRNA 3'-UTR AU-rich region binding
Source: RefSeq, a predicted model, not a curated record